Messenger RNA from Haplochromis burtoni (Burton's mouthbrooder), 11331 nucleotides. Its product is annotated as inhibitor of nuclear factor kappa-B kinase subunit alpha. Gene Ontology annotation, biological process: tumor necrosis factor-mediated signaling pathway; peptidyl-serine phosphorylation; positive regulation of transcription by RNA polymerase II. Gene Ontology annotation, cellular component: cytoplasm; IkappaB kinase complex. The transcript has 22 exons. The record is from RefSeq and is a predicted model, not a curated record. NCBI's taxonomy places the organism in Eukaryota, Metazoa, Chordata, Actinopteri, Cichliformes, Cichlidae. Gene Ontology annotation, molecular function: IkappaB kinase activity; ATP binding. Bases 374 to 2662 code for a protein of 762 amino acids.
CUGUUCGGGAAGAUGCUGGACAGGGGGAGCUGCAUAGCAGACUCUGGGGCAGUAUAAAUAUGUAUUUUGUUUAACUAUGAAUCAACAAAACUCUAUUGGACCCCAGAAUAAAAACACACGACUUAAAAUAAACACAAAAUGCCGCUUUUACACAGUCUUGACAGUGUUUUGAACGCAGUGGGCGUUGUGUUUUUUGAACGCACCCUCGUUUCAUUUUCAAGAGACACAGCCGGGCUUUCUGGUGACGUUUAUGUGGGGAAGUCCAGUGUCGCGGUGCUGCGUUGACCUGAAAACAAGACACACUCCAGUUACACCUUUCUACUGCACACAGCUCAUGACACUUCCAUAGAAAACACAGGCUGCGUGAACAACAAUGGAGAGACCUCCCUUCAGGCAGAACCAGAACUUGGGGGACUGGGAACUGAAAGAGAGGCUGGGCAUGGGAGGCUUUGCCCAUGUUUACCUCUACCAGCAUAUGCAAACACACGAAAAACUGGCUAUAAAAAUGUGUCGCCUGGAGCUUACACCAAGGAAUAGGGACAGAUGGGGCAGAGAGAUCCAGAUCAUGAAAAAGUUAAAUCAUAUCAAUAUCGUGACAGCCCAGGAGGUCCCAGAGGAGGUGGAGCCCAUAGCCUUAAAUGAUCUUCCACUGCUGGCCAUGGAGUACUGCUCCAGAGGAGACCUGAGGAAGGUGCUGAGCAAACCUGAAAACUGCUGCGGUCUGAAAGAAAGUGAAGUGCUUUCAUUACUUAAUGAUGUUGGAUCCGGUAUCCAGUAUCUCCAUGAAAACAAGAUCAUACACAGAGAUCUUAAACCGGAAAACAUUGUGCUACAAGACAUCAACGGGAAGUUGGUUCACAAGAUUAUCGACUUGGGCUAUGCUAAAGACCUGGACCAGGGGAGUCUGUGCACUUCAUUCGUUGGCACACUUCAGUACCUGGCUCCUGAGCUCUUUGAGAAUAAACCGUACACUGUGACUGUGGACUAUUGGAGCUUCGGAACAAUGAUCUUCGAGUGCAGUUGCGGUUUCCGUCCAUUCCUACACAACCUGCAACCUGUGCAGUGGGCCAGCAAAGUGAGGAAUAAAGGUCCAAAAGACAUCAUGGCAGUAGAAGAACUAAACGGAGAAGUCAAGUUCUCCACACAUCUCCCCUACCCCAACAAUCUCAGCAGGACGCUGUUGGAGCCGAUGGAGGCGCUGCUUCAGCUGAUGUUAAAGUGGGAUCCAGUGCACAGAGGAGGCCAAGUGAACCAUGAAACCAAGAAACCCCUGUGCUUUGAACUCCUUGAUCAGAUACUGAUUAUGAAGGUCGUCCACAUCCUGAACAUGACCACAGCGCAGGUCCACUCCUUCCAGCUAACUCCUGACGAGAGUCUCCACAGUCUGCAGAAGCGCAUCGAAGCUGAGACCAAGAUCGAGGUGGUGAACCAGGAACUGCUGCAGGAGACGGGAGUGUCACUGGACCCCAGGAAGCCCGCUGCACAGUGUGUCCUGGAUGGAGUGAGAGGGUGGGACAGCUACAUUGUCUACCUGUUUGAUAAGAGCAUCACCAAGUACACCGGCCCCUUCAGUGCCAGACGUCUGCCUGAGAAAGUCAACACCAUUGUGCAAGAUGCCAAGACGCAGCUGCCUUUGGUUGUGAUGAAGAAGGUGUGGGGUGAAGCUGUGAGCUACAUCUGUGGCCUGAAAGACGACUACAGCAGACUUUUCCAGGGGCAGAGAGCUGCCAUGUUGAGCCUCCUCCGCUACAACACCAACCUGACCAGGUGUAAAAACAGCAUGUUCGGCUUCUCGCAGCAGCUCAAAGCUAAGCUGGAUUUCUUCAAGAGUAGCAUCCAAUAUGACUUGGAAAAAUACAGCGAUCAGAUGCACUAUGGCAUAUCCUCAGAAAAGAUGCUGAAAGCCUGGCAGGAGAACGAAGAAAGAGCUGCAGCUUUUGCUCAGGUGGCAGAGGUGAGCCAUUUGGAUGAUGAGAUCAUGGCUCUGCACUCUGAGAUAGUAGAACUACAGAGGAGCCCAUAUGCCCGACGCCAAGGAGACAAGAUGGAGCAGCUGGAAGAAAAGGCAAUCGAACUUUACAAGCAACUGAAGAUGAAAUGCAAAGUACCUGACUCUGAUGUGAGCUGCGACAGCUCUGAGAUGGUGAAGGCCAUCAUCCAGACAGUCCAGAACCAAGACAAGGUCCUCAAAGAUCUGUUCACACACCUCAGUAAAAUCCUGAUCAGCAAACAGAAGAUCAUUGACUUGUUUCCCCGGAUUGACAAAACUCUGGAGAACAUCAAGGACGCUGACAACACCGUGAUGCAGAUGCAGAUCAAGAGACAGAGGGAGUUCUGGCACUUACUUAAGAUCGCCUGCGCUCAGAACUCGUCACGGAGCUCGAUAGCAGCCAGUCCCGAGUCGUCCAACCUGCUGCAGGUUUCUCAGUGGUCCCAGUCGGCACAGCCCGUCAGCUCCCCGCACCCCCUGACCUCCCUACCAGGGCCAAAUGACAGUGAUGCUGCCCCACGACUCCUGCAGGAGAACCAGAAGUACCUCAGUCAGCUGACCAGCCUGAUGCAGGAAGCUGCUGACGAACAGGCCAACAGCAUAGUGGACCAAGACUGGAGCUGGACGAAAUACGAAACUUUAACAACAAAACUAAAAAAGCAAAAUUCGUAAAGUCCACCCUCCACCCCCGUCUGAGUAACACUAAGGACUGUGAGCUGAUAACGCGGCUGAGCGGCGUCUAACAGUACAGUAGUACAGUUUGUACAUGGACUCGGGAUUUUCUCGUGAAAACGACUUUCCUGCUCAUCUUUAAAGAAAAAAAAAAAAAGCUGAGUUCACGCAUGCUCAGCGGCGUCCGUCUCCUCCCAUCGUCUCACAUGGUGGAAGGUUUGAUUAUUGAGCUUGUUUUUUAUGACAAAACAAUGAAGCUGUCUCUCUCUCUCUUCUUUUCUUUAUGCUGCACAAUAUUCAUCACACUUUGGUUUUUACUAUCACUGCAAAAAUGGAGCAAACUAUAGCACCACAUUUGAGGGCUUGACGUGGAUCAGUCAGGUGGGAGAGCGUUCGACAGGAACGUGGGAACUCGUUUGACCCCGUGGCAUGAACGGGAAACGCAGGAAGGUGUCGGGGGUCGCUGGAAGGCGGGUGUGGGGAGGAAAUAAGAAUCAAGCAAAGAGCACUUUGAUACUCCCAUGUGUCCUCUCUGUGAAGAGGUGAAACGUUCCCAGCUGCCAAAAAUGUUGCAGAAUUUAAAGCGAGCAGAAACUGUCAGCGUCGGUUUGAUUGAUUUACUAGAAACGUUUGAGGGCGCGUGUUGAAUUCUCUGUAUGUACGUUUUUAAAAAAACAAGUGUUACAGGCAGAAAUCCCAUGGCUGGCCAUUAUGUUAAUACGAUGUGUAUAUUGUAUGUGUGUCUUUUUAACCGUCAUGGAUGUAAGGCGGGGUUUUCUCGUCUCGUUCGGGUGCAAAUAAUGUACGCUAAAUUCAUAGUCGUGCAGAGCUGAAACGAUCAGUCCGUAGUUUCCACAGAAAUCUGAGUAAUCCUGUAAUCAAUUCUGCAUCAAGACGAGCGGGUGGUGGGGCUCGUGUUCAGACUGUGCCGUAAAACCACUGCAGAAGAAGAGGACGGGGUUAGGAGACCAGAGGGCUGCAGGGCGGAGGCAGAUUUAAUGGGACGGUGAAGGAUGGCGAGGCUUGCUUUGUACUGCACGCAUGAGCUGCUCCAGAGGAAGUUCUUUUCAGAUUUUCAGAUUAAAAUGUAAAUCUAAAAGUGCACGUUUCCAAAGAGCAAUUUAUAUCGACGAGGUUACCUGCCGAGCUGCAUGUCAGUAAAGUUCGCACAGGAACCUUUGCACAUUUAGUCACCGUUGCAGAAAAUAAAUUGCAUAUUCAUGAUGAUUAAGAAUAAAUAGCUCGAUUUACACUUGGCCGACCUCCCACUUUAAGAUGAUCUGGGCCGUCUUCAGCACAGCGGCCGUGUUUGCAUCUCUGAGUGAAAUUGCCGUUAUUCCUCCAAAUCAGUGAACACGUUUAAUUUUCUGCAAAAGCCUCGUGAUGCCCGUCUGUCUGAGAGUUUAGUUUUUCUCGAGUCCAGUGAAAGCUCGGUUAACAAAAACAUGAAAAAUCUUUUUCACUGCAGAUCUGAUAUCUUUGUCUCCCUGUCAAGGCUGAAAACAAAUAUUUUGUGCACAUCAUGGGUAAUUCUGCUCAUCUUAUUUUCAUCUUAUUUUUAUGGAUUUGAAAGAUCUGAAAGUCUAAAACCUUGUUGGUGUAUUUUUGACAGAUUAAAGUCAAAUUAUUUAUUCAAAAGAAAAUAAAUCAAGUGUUUCUGAUCUCUCUGAGAUGAUAAUUGAUCUUUUUCUUUAUCAAAUACGGCCAAAAAGAAAACCAUCUCAAAUGUCAGUGCCGUUUUUGAACAGUUUUAUAUUCAGACUUUUUGUUAAGAGAGAUUUUAAGGAUUCUCAACUUUUUCUGAAAUCAGAGAGAAAUGAGUGAUAGUCAGUGAUAACAAAUGUGCCAUCCACCAGAGUCUGUCAUUCAAAAAAUGAGGAAAUGUAAAACAAAUGAGUAAUCUUACCCUCUUAUCCGGCUCAGGCUUGCAGGGGGUGAGUGUGGAAAUCAUUUCCUCUAUUUUUAAAUAAUUGCAUGUGUAAAGCUCAAGCCUUCACUAAGUCACAUCGCACACCUCAACACGUUUAUCAGGUAAAGAAAACAGGAUCCAGGUUCAAUUUUAUUUCAUUAGCCGUCGGCUCAGUGGGAUAGUCUGAUGCUCUGCGUCCCACCAGUUGGACCCACUCCACAGUUUGAGAACCAAAAGGUAAAACUGGUGUAAACAGAACCAGAGCUGCUCUUACUUUCAUUCGUUCCUGUAGGAGGUCACGACUGAAGUUACUGACAGUGAGAAAGUUACAUUUGGAGCCUUUCAGUGAUAACAAAUAAUGUCAUCUGCCAGAGUCUGUCAUUCAGGAAAUGAGGAAAUAAAAACAAAUCGGAUGCAUUUAGUUUGUUUGGAUUGUCUGCGAGUCUCAGCUCGAGUUUUCCCCUCAUAACGAUCAAUCUGUCAAAAAUUAGGGGUUUUUGUCCUUAUUUUUUAAAAGUCCAGAAUUGAUUCAUCCAUGAGUAAAGCAGUGAUUAUUAUAAUGUUACACGGUAUAUUGAUGGUGCUGAAGAAACGCUUCCUGUUUCUCCGCUUUCUCAGAUCUGAGUAACAGGAAGCCGAGAACGUCUCGGGCUAAUUUGCUUGAAAAACAAAUAAAGACUAGCCGGCUAAUCGUUUCAGCUCUCACCACAAACACGAGUCGUUUCUCUCUGACAUCCCAUAAUGACAGGAAUGCAACAACGUUGGUGCAACGCGGUCGGGCUUCCUCUAAUCGGAGCGAUCGAACCCGUGAGCGAUGGGUUGAAUGUGCUGUACGUCGUGUUUCUUUGGGCCAGAGAGAGAAAUGAACUUUCUUGUAUUUAUGAAGUUAAAGUGCAAUGGCUAAAAUAAUAUUUUCUUUUUGUUUUGUAUUUAAAUAACUCCGUUUGUUUCUUUCCAUUUGAGUUUUGUUUCCGUCUGCUGGUUUAAGUAUGUUCACUUUUUAGAAAUGCAAUUGUAUGAAGAUCAAAUGUUUACCUGGAAAUAAAAUAAAUCACUUUGGCACGAUUCCUGUGUCGAUGCUUCUUUCAGUUACUCGGUGAGGAAAAGCUGGAGCCCGGCCAAACACUUGAUUGCGGGCUGAACCCAACAUAACAAGAAGGUUGUUAUUUCCAUCUGCGGUAGUUUAUAUUUGUUUGGGUUUGUCUCAGCUCCUCUGCCUCGCACUCUUGCAGAGGUUUAUAAUUUCAUCCAAUUUGUGGUUUAAUCUGAUCUAUUCAGUUCAACUUUAUAGCGCCAAAUCACAACAGCACUGCUCUCAAGACACUUUGAGCAGCCAACCUCGACACGAUUCACUUAACCGCCCCUCGAAUACAUCACGCAGCGAUCACAGCAGUGAAACGAGCUGGAUUUUGGGAAUCCGAUGAGUACACCUAAAGUGCAUCUGUGACGACAGACGUGACACACUGAUUAAAUCAGAAGCAUGAUGCAGGUGGUCCCAAACUGUAGACAGGCUUAAACUCAUCAGCUUUAAAAAUAUUAACAAGAUGAAUAUGGAAUUUAUGAGAAACGUACAAUGCCUUUUUCCUCUGAGGGCUUUGGCUGCCAGACUUAGGAUCAGUUGAUUAGUUUUGUGUUCAAUUGUAUUAUUCUGUUUUUGUUUUUACAUGUACGGAUUUAAUUUCCUGCUAAUUUCUUUCCCUUUUUUGUACUGCUGGGAUUCUUCUGGUGGUCCCCGCUGACGUAGCAGCGUCCAUAUUAUUUGCUUUUUGUAACCACGGACUGAAAAUGCUUCCCAGAUGUGCUGCUCCUCAGCGAGGAGGAGGGCGGAUCAUAUUUGUUUGUGCUGAAACUUGAGUCUCUAGUCACAGUAAUCAUAGUCAUAGUGGGUCAUUGGCUGUGACACUGUGACAGCAUGUAGCUCACUAACUGUAAUGUUGUGCUUUUACGUUUAAGCUGACUAAUUUGUCCUCAGAUUUGACUCAUCGAGAGUUGAGCUGCUUUUUACUGCUUGUCCAUUUCUCUAAUUGCAGCAUCACUGAUAAAAGGAAGGAAACGUCCUGACAGGACUUCCUGUACACGUUAGUGUUCUCUCGGUGUUUCUCGGGACUUCAUAACAAACAAGCUUAAUGCAAACAGUUUGAUUGCACUCAGUGCGGUCACCGCUCUGUAAUCGUGACUCAAUAGAGGACGGGUAUUUUUUUUUGGUCGGUAUCAAAAAAGGGGAAGUUGGUAUCAUUCGAGAUAACUUGACUCGGGUAUUCAAUAAUUUUAUCUGAGUCUUUUAAGAGUGAGUCAGUGCAGAUGAUCAUCUUAUUCACUCUUCUUCUCAUGACCUGGUUUAAGUGUUUCUGGCUCAGCAUCAACUGUUUUAGCACACGUCAGGAAGUGAUUUGUCAGAAGUGUUACAAGCACGAAAAGUCAUGCCAGGUCACAGCUGUCGGCCUCCGGAUAGGCUUAGAUUACAAUCUUAUCUCUGCACACUGAAACGUUUAGGACUAAUACGCUGUUAUUAGUAAUAUUCUGUUAUUUUACCCCGAGUUUAAAAUAGUUAUAGGCAGGAAACUUAAACGUGGUUUGGGAGACCACACAGAGGUCACUCUGAAGUAUGUUACCCUAGAAAGUGUUGUGGUUUUGUCCUGCAAAAGGAGCUCAAAGCAGAGUAAACACACAGCUGGCUGCAGGGUUGAGUCGACGCCCGGAUCUCUUUGAAGAGAAGGCUUCGUCAUCGCGUAUCAACUCGUGCAGAAUGCGCUCGUUAAGUGGGCAGCAAGCACAGGCGAAACGUUCUGCUGCCAAACAAGCCACGCUCAUUGUUAACCGUUGUUUUAUUAGCCGUGAAUCAGAGUGAAUCAGACGAGCUCUGGGAGAGAAACCAGCACCCGCCCCCUCUACUCAGUCCCACAUUCCUCCAGGCUCGACUCCCAUGUCGGAUUUACAGCAGAGCUUAAAGUCACAUUUCCCCCCCUUUUUACAGUGAGAUUUACAUAUCUGACAUUAAAUAUUUGUGGGAGUUUGUCUAGCAGAGAGUCAUAUUUAUGCUUCUCUUGUCUUCGUCCUGCAGUUUGCUGCUUCAGCUACUAUGAUAGUUUGGACAAAAGCGAGAGGGUUGCCGGUUUGGUGUGGAGGUCCUGAGGUCAGAGUCCUGACCUCAACUCCAUCAAACAUCUUUGCCAGAGCCGGUAUCACAGAACAUCAGUGUUUGAUCUCAACAGAAUAAACGCCUUCCAGCUUGAGGCCGACUCCCAUGUUAAAAUGGUUUAAAGCAGAAAUAAGCACGUUUAGGUUUGCUUCUAUGGAUAUCUUCCCCUUUCAUAACAAAAAUCCAGAGGGUGAACUGCUCACUUACCCCUCCGUUUUUGUUUUUGAGUCCUGCUCUGCUUGUACGUGUAAACCUGCAAUCAGCCAAUCGCACGCAUAUCACAUGUAGACACGGUCAAGACAACUUGUUGAAGUUCAAACUGAGGAUCUGAAUGGGGAAGAGUGCUUGCUGCCAAACGUUGUGGCCUAAAUAUUUCAGAAACUGCUGAUCUGCUGCAAUUUUCCCACACCAUCCCCGAGUUUACAGAAAUUGGUCUGAAAGUGGAAAAUGUCCAGCGUGUGGGAGGUCUAUGGGGAGAAAAAGCCUCGCUGAUGUCAGAAGCCGGUGGAGAAUGGCCUGGCUUCUUCGAGCUGAUAGGAAGGAGGCAGAAACUCAAAUAACGACUCAUUACAGUCAAUGUAUGCAGAAGAGCAUCUCUGAAUGCACACAUCAGACCUUGCUGAUGGGCUACAGCAGCAGGAGACCCCACGAGCAUCACUCCUGUCAGCUAAGAGCAGGAAACUGAGGCUACAGUUCCCACAGGCUCACUCUAAUGAGACAACAGCAUAAUAUACAUUGUAUGAACAGUUUAGGAUGCUGCUGGUUUAAUGGUGAGCAUCAUUUAAACCCCUCAGCUUACUGACGCAGUGUACCUGUCUUCCGAUUGCUACUGCAGCAUCCUGAACCUCAGAUCGUUCGCUGUACUUGAAUGGCCUCCAGUCGCCUGAUCUCAGUCCAGCAGAGCACCUCUGGGAGGUGAUGGAACCCGAGGAAGGCUUCCAAGAAUUAGGGAAGUUCAGAAGGGAAGAGGGGGUCCAGCAUGGAUGUUUGUGUUUUCUGUGCUGCAGUAAGACGUCACUUGAGCCUUUUGAUUCACAGUGAAAGUUCUUGUUUCUCCGAAGAAAAGUGAGCAGCAUUUCAGUUAACAGAAGACAUUAAAAAAAACAAAAAAACAAAACAAUGUCUGGAUGCCAAACAGGAAACUCAGACGAUAAAGUCUGAGUCCUCGCAGCUGCCUCUCAGACCUGCUUCCUUUAGCCGCUCAUUAGAGACCAGUAAAGACACUGUUUGCUGGGGAAGAACAAUAGAAGGCUGCUCGGUCAGUUAAUUAAAUGUUACACAAGGAAAACAAAUCCAAUGUAACGGAUGUAAUUUCCCUCUGUUUUGGACCACACCAAUGAAUUACACAGUCAGCUGAUGCAACAUGAUCACACUGUCGAAAUAAAGUGCACUUUAUUCAUUGCAACAGAAAGCGCUUCAUGGGAAUUCAAGUUUUUACAUCUGAUCAUACGCAACUGAUUACAAUUAAAGAGGACCGUUAUCAUGUGAAAUCAUACGCUGUAGUUUUGGAUUAAUGACUACUUUGCAGUUCAACAUAUGAAACCUUCACAAUUCUUCCUAGAAAAAUAUCAGUGCAGUUUAAGAGAAAACAAACAAAACAGUAAUUUCUCCUCAAGGCUCCAUUACAUCCACCCAUUCCCCACCUCUGUGGGACUGAACGAACAAUGGAGCUUAAAAAGGUUUAAAGCUGAACCACAGUAACACACAGAGGCCACGUAACGGACGUACCUUCAAGUACAGUGCAAAGUAAUGUAAAAAAACACUUCGUAGAAGGCACAAAAUGGCUGUGAAGGCACUGUAGGGACUGCAUGAAAGUCAAAAAUCCAAAAAAGAAGGAAAAAAAUACAGUUUCCCAGUGAUCUCUCAGUAUCAACUGGAACUUUGUUUAAUUUAAAAGAAAAAAAAAAGGCACAACAAUCACAAACCAGCAGGUAAAAAACAUUUGAGGCUGUGUUUGCGUGCAGCUAUUAGUGAAACCUCACUAGUCGCUCUGUUUUUGGUCUCAGCUGUUCAUUUGGCUAUUUUUACAAGCUGGUCUCCAAAGAAGAAUUUAAAUAAGAACAAUUAAGGAUGCAGACGAACACUGUCUCGUGGUUGGUUCAAAAAGUUUUGAGUCCAGCAUUUAAAUAAAAUAAAGGGUAGCACAUCGUUACAAUUUUGAAUAACGGCAUUACAAAACCACCCGAAUCAACGUUUCACACCACUUAGAAACAUGUUGGGAUUAGUAACAGGUUUACAGACUGGCUGUUGUCACUCGCAGUUAGAUUCUUCUACCUCUUUCUGAUAUUUUGGAGAUUAUUUCGUUUUUCUUUCAGGCUGCUGGACUCAGAUUUCCUCCCUAAACCUAUCAUUUUGCUCACCAGGACAUAGAAAUUACACGACUGAUCAAAUUUGAUAAAAACAGUUUAAAACUUUGCAGACUUUCCCUAAAAUAUACUUUCAAAAAUCUUUUUAACUGGAAGUGAAACAUUGCCGGCAUAUUUGCUGCUGAAGAAUUCUCCCAUACAUUUCCUGACUGUCUCCUAAAAUGCCUCCAGCUCUUUACUCACAUGCAGUCUGCUUGAGAUGAGUUUUCACUGCUGAAUACACUCAGGCUAGUUAGGCUGAGAGCUGCCCGAGCUCCUGCUCAUUGUUCUUUUACUGGAGCUGCAGCUGUUUUCACAUUCAUUAUGAAGUUACAGAUUCUUUUGUUUGUUGUGUUUUUACUGCUGAGUAAGCAACAGGCAAGUAAUAGGAAAGUUGAUCACUUCUAUUUGUUGGUGAUCAGGUAUUGUAUUAGUAUACACCAUCAGUCAACUGUCUGAUUUACUGUGUUACACAGCAGCCGUCUUUGAUUCUGCAUGGCCACACGGACAUGAACCUAACAGGGCGUAUUAGGGCCACUAAAAUUUGUUGAAAAAAAGUCAAAUUUACAAGAAAACGUACCAAAUUUAAGAGAAUAAAUUUUUAACUUUACAAAAAAAAGUCUACAAGCAAAUUUGUGCACAAAGACUGGAAAAAGUGGCAAACUGUCUUAUAAAUGUUCACCUCUGAAGCUUGAGUUUCCCCAAUGCUGUAAAAAAUGUUAAAAGUGCUCCGACAUUAUGCCUGUGCAAUUUUAACAAUGCAGGGUGGCCCAUGAUUUAGAGACCUUUGACAUAAUUAGGAUUUUCUUUCUUAUUAUGUUCAGACUAGUUGCUUAGUUUUGCUUUGCUCCUGUUUAAUUACGUCCUAAAUGACUCCCAGCAACAUUCAGAUCUCUUUAUAUCACAGUGGAGCUGCAAGCUCAGUUCUGUGCAGGUAUCAGGACAAGUGACCCUUUGACAUGGACACUUUUUCACAUUAUCUUAUAAAAAAUACUGAUUAGAGCUGCUUGUAGAGGCACAGAGUGUGUGAGUGUGCAUCCCAAACAAGCUACAAACUGAACACAUUACCAUUCACGAAAAAGAUAACUGCCUAAUCAUUUUCAUGCAGUCCCUGAAACACUCAUUAAAUAAAUACUGUAAAACAAUAUCUUAUAAAAGUGCUUUACACGCGUUACACAGGAGGAAAACUGCAGCAGCAGUUAAUUUAGAACGAACCCCACCACCAGAAAACAGCCAAAAAAAAAAAAAAAUCAGACUUUUCCACAGCAGCUGUGCA